GAUUAAGAAAGCUGGCAAUUUUUCCAUCUCUGUGUGAAGUUCUUCUGUGCGCUCUAUAAAUUUAGGCAUUAACGCUGAUUUUGUUGUCUCUGUUCUCAUUCUGCAACUGUGCUUGUCCUAAGUUACAACCCACCACUGACUAAGAUGGCAGCAUCUGCGGAUGUCACCCACGAUGUUGUCUCCCUUCUCUCUUCACCCGAAAGGGACUAUCUUCUGAGGAACAACGGCGAUCAGGUGAAAAUUGAGAACUUGAAGGGAAAGAAAGUUGGUAUAUAUUUUUCGGCAUCCUGGUGUGGUCCCUGUCGAAAAUUCACGCCAACUUUGGUGGAGGCAUACGAUGAGGUUGUGUCAAAAGGUGACUUUGAGGUCGUUUUUGCUUCGGCUGAUGAAGAUGACGAGGCUUUUAAAGGUUACUUUUCCAAGAUGCCAUGGCUUGCAAUUCCAUUUUCUGAUUCGGAGACACGCAGCCGCCUUGAUGAAUUGUUUCAAGUGAGGGGUAUUCCCAAUCUCGUAUUACUUGAUGAAACUGGCAAAGUAGUGACUGAAGAUGGAGUUGAUAUUGUACGUGAAUAUGGUGUUGAAGCAUACCCCUUUACAUCAGCAAGGAUCCAAGAGUUGAGAGAUCGGGAAGAGGAAGCUAGGAGGAACCAGUCCGUGAGAUCACUCUUGAUCUCUCCAUCGCGUGACUUUGUUAUAUCAUCCAAUGGAAACAAUGUACCUGUCUCUGAGCUUGAGGGCAAGACAGUUGGGCUGUAUUUCUCUCAUAAUUCAUUCGGACCAAGCAGUGACUUUACUCCAAAGCUUGUGAGAGUUUAUGAGGAGCUGAAAGCCAGGGGGGAGAACUUUGAGGUUGUGUUGAUACCCUUAGAUGAAGAUGAAGAAUCAUUUAAGGAAGUAUUGGGAAGUGUACCUUGGUUAUCCUUGCCUUUCAAGGACAAAUUCUGCGGGAAGCUGGCUCAGUACUUUGAGCUUUCAACCCUCCCCACUUUGGUUAUCCUCGGGCCUGAUGGGAAAACUCUUAAUUCUAAUGUUGCUGAAGCUAUUGAGGAUCAUGGGGUUGUUGCAUACCCAUUCACUCCUGAAAAGUUUGCUGAGCUUGAUGAAAUUUUGAAGGCCAGGGAGGCAGCUCAAACCCUUGAGUCAAUUUUGGUGUCUGAGGAUCUUGAUUUUGUCAUUGGCAAAGAUGGGGUGCAGGUUCCUGUGUCCGAAUUAAACGGGAAGGUCGUCCUGCUAUACUUCUCAGCACACUGGUGUCCUCCAUGCCGCGCAUUCCUUCCAAAACUUGUUGAUGCAUAUCAUGAGAUUAAGGCAAAGGGCAAUGCAUUAGAAAUUGUUUUCAUCUCAAGUGACAAAGAUCAAGCCUCCUUUGAUGAAUUCUUUGGAGGAAUGCCAUGGUUAGCACUUCCCUUUGGGGACUCUAGGAAGAGAUCCUUGAGUCGCAAGUUCAGGGUAUCUGGCAUCCCCAUGCUUGUGGCCAUUGGAUCAAGCGGCCGAACUUUGACAACUAAGGCUCGAGAUCUGGUUUUGCAAUAUGGGGCUCGUGCAUACCCUUUCACUGAUGAGAAAAUAAAGGAAUUAGAGGCAGAAGAAGAUGAGAUUGCAAAGGGGUGGCCAGAGAAGUUGACACAUGAAACCCAUGAGCAUGAGCUUGCGUUGACACGCCGCAAGGUGUAUUACUGUGAUGGAUGCAAUGAACAGGGCCACGCAUGGUCGUAUUACUGUGAAAAAUGUGACUUUGAUCUGCACCCAAAAUGUGUGUUGAAGGAGGACAAAGUAAGCAAAGAUGAUGAUACUGACGUUAAGGAAGAAGACAAAUCGAAAGAUGGAUGGGUAUGUGAUGGAGAAGUCUGCAAAAAAGUCUGAAAUCUGCUUGUUAAGGUCUUUCUGAUAUAAUAUAUAUCUGCUUUUUAUAGCAGUGGCGUGUCUUGUGAGUUAUGCAGAAUAAUCGGAAUGCUUGAAUGUUGUAUUGUGUUAAUUAUGGUCUUUAAUAUAUGGUAUUAUAGUUUUUUACUCUAA
Molecule: messenger RNA, 2016 nt
Organism: Vigna radiata var. radiata (mung bean)
Lineage: Eukaryota; Viridiplantae; Streptophyta; Magnoliopsida; Fabales; Fabaceae
Product: probable nucleoredoxin 1
Exons: 4
Coding region: 145-1863 (572 amino acids)
Molecular function (GO): thioredoxin-disulfide reductase (NADPH) activity
Source: RefSeq, a predicted model, not a curated record